ACAAUGUUUGAUGUUUGAAUUCUGUUCUGCUGUUUAUUUCGAAGGCGGCAGUACGAAUGACUCUCCAAAGUGGUAUUCACGCUGACCCAUAUGAAACAUCUAAACUAGCAGAUUGUAAAAGCCUUUCGUAUAGAGCCGUGAAGCUCAUCAUAGAUAAAGAAAAGAUAGUUUUACUUAUGAAAAUACCAUCUAAAGGUUCUUGGGAAGAUGAUUUUGAUGUUGCGAUGGGGAAGCUUUUAGAUGCCAGCUCUCCGUGUUAUGUGUUUUAUCGUCUUGAUUCCGUCAACUCUUUUGGAAGCGACUGGAUCUUUAUAUGUUAUGUUCCUGAAGGUUCUGACGUGCGUCUAAAAACGAUAUAUGCAGCCACUAAAGCAACUGUUCUUAAGCAGUUUGGAGAUAACUUAAUUAAGGAUGAUAUAACAAUAAAUUGUGUGGGUGAAAUGAACUUAAGGGCCUAUAAAAAAAUUAUGGAAAGUAAAACUGCACCUGGACCUUAUACUGAAGCUGAAAUUGAGGUGGCUGGCAUACACACAGGAGAAGUGACCACUGGACUGCACUCCAGCUAUCAAACAAUCGGUGGUGUUUCAUUCGCGCUUAGUCCUGAUUCUCGCUCUGUGUUAAAGAAUUUUGGUUCGGGAGAGUGUGAUUACGUUCAGUUAAAAUGUGAUAUCCUUAGUGAAACUAUCAAAGUUUGCGGGACUCGUGAACAUAUUACGCCAAAACAAAUAGCAGAAAUUUGUCCAGAAAAAGAAGGUCGUUAUCAUCUUUUUCGUUUCCGUUAUAUGCUUGAAGGCGAGGAACAUUCUGCUACCUUUUUUAUUCAUACAAUUUCUGGCAAUCAAAGCCCAAUAAAAAGCCGAAUGCUGUAUUCUAGUUGCAAGGCAGCUUUACUAACUCGGUUGGAGCGUGAAUUUGGAAUAACCUUUGAUCAUAGAUUUGAAAUUGAUGAAAUCGAUGAACUAACUACACAAUAUUUAAUGGAUAUUUUAUAUCCUAAACAAGAAGAAAAACAGUUUAUAUUUCAAAAACCCCAAGGUCCUAUGGGACGCCGUCCUAGAACACAUAUACAUUAAUGUUUACUUUUGGAUUUUGUCAUUCAUAAUUAUAAAAUAUUCUUAUAAUUAUUACUGUUUUAUUGCCUUCUAUUUCAUGAAUUUUAUUGAUUUAUUCACUUCAGAAUAUAUUGAUAUACAUACUUUAUCGAUUUGAUCAUUAUCCAAUUUUUCAUCCUUAUAUUUCUGUUAAAGAGAAAGUGUAUGAAAGGAUUAAUUUUACUGCUGAAUCUGUACAUCGCAUAUAUACAUAUAUCGGUUUUGUUUCUACUGUACAACCAUAUACAUUUAUGAAAUCGUAUAGAGUGCCCUUUAUGAAAUUGAAUGAUUUCGGUAUAAAAAAAAUUCCUCUACAUAUAUCUCGUCUUAUCAUAUUGCCUUAAUAGAAAUGAGUGAAAUUCUACUCAAAUUUUUUCUUUCCAAUUCAUGUAAUAGUAUUAUCAAUGAACAGUCGAAAAUGUUCACCGAUGCAGUUCCUCAUAUAAUAGAUAUAUAUGUACUUUGUUUUCAUUUCUAAUUAUUUGUUUAGAUACAGCUGUUGUCUUGGCUAUUUUCCUUUUUGUUCUAUUUUUCUUUUAUAAAAACUUCCUGUCUAUCACUUUGUAUAAUGUAUGCAUUGAUUUUAUUACAUAUAUAUACAUUAUGUUUAGCACAGAUUUCGUUUUUUAUGAUUACAUUUUUUUAAAACGAAGUCAUAAACUUAAUAUAAAAAUGAUAUAUUUAUCACAAAUUAAUGUUAGCUGGUAAAUAGAAACAAUUGAACAUCAGAUUGCAUUGACACAGUUCUCCCGUCGUAAUUUAGGAUUCUUCGACAGUGUGCACUUAUAUCUCAAUUACCAACGAUUAAAUAGAGGCUUUCUUCAUAAAUUCCUUUUGUUUAUAGCUACUUUUAGUGAAUCUAGUCAUUCUUCAUGGAUAAAAUGUAUAUCUUAAUGGACAGUUAUAAUCCUGUUUUAACUGUGUUCAAUUUCGGAUACAUUUUAAUUUAGUAAUAUUAAUACAAAAAUGGCAUGAUCUUUUUUGACACAUCAAAUUACGUCUUUUUUAUCUUUAAGAAUUUAAUAUUGAAUAAAUAAGUGGACUGUUUUAUGCAUAUAUGAACGUAGCUCAGUGAUUUCAGCGCUAAAAUUACAUAUUGUGGUGUUACAGAAAUUAAAUGCAACCUCUUAUUUUGAAUUACGCAGUCUAAUAAAAUUAGUCCAACUCAUCAUAAACGUGGUACAACUGAAAACUUGAGCCUGUGUAUCAUUAUAGCAUAUAAUGUAGAAUGCAUAAAACAACGCACAUUUUAGUUACCUACUGAGGAAAUCAACCUAGCUAUUCCGUUUCAUACUAUACGAAACUAAAAUAACACCAUGUAAACUAUGUAAUGUAAUCUAGAGUUACAGAGCUUAAUAUGUGCAUGGACUGAUUGUUGUAAUUUCUAUAUGAAUGCUUUCGUUUGAUAUUCUAUGAACAACAUUUUUAAAAAAUUAUGUGUUAGAAAUAUAUUUAACAGUGAUGAAGUAUCAUCAUAUAUUUAAUUCUGUAUGUUCCAAACAUGAAAGAUAGACAACAAACCUCUACGUCCCUGCUGUGGUGUGUGCUACUUAUAUUGA
Messenger RNA from Schistosoma bovis, 2650 nucleotides. Lineage: Eukaryota; Metazoa; Platyhelminthes; Trematoda; Strigeidida; Schistosomatidae. The record is from the annotation of a GenBank genome assembly.